AUCAGAUUAAGCUACAAUCAGAACGCCUGAGACUUAGUUGGCUUUUUACUUCCAACCACAAGUUUACCUCCCCACGGAACCCAUUCAGUGUGCAGAGAGGCCUGGCUUGGGGCCCUGGGCCAUGGUGACUUCUGGGAUGUCAACCUUGUCUGCCUGGAUGCCUCCAGUUGAUUCAAGCAAGUGCAACUGGUUUUACCAAUCCAGGAUCCUGUUUGACCAGAAUAAAGACCCGAAAAAGAGAAUAAAGCCCCUAGAGGAGCCCCUUACCCGGGGCCAGUCCAUCAGGCUUUGGCCUCCUGACCCAGACAGCGCAGGGCAAGGGAGCCCACGUUGCACCGCCCCCAGCCUUGGGCGGCCCGCCAAGAGUUCGAGGCCUCUCGAUCCGGAUGUGAUGAAGAAAGAGCCACAGAGAGAGAAGUGUUUCGGGAGUGGAGGAGUGGAGGCAGGGGGAAAGAGAGCCAGAGGAGGAACAGUCCCCCUUAUUGGGGAGCUGGCCCGACUGAACUGGCUGGAAAGAGGGCGGAGAACACGGAGUCAAAAGAGCGGCCACUGGCGCAGUUGCAGCCACUGCAGUGUCUGGGCUGAGCCGGAGGGAGGCGGGGAGGGACGUGCAGGGGCGGCCGCCACUGCCGCCAGGCCACCGGGGCGACAUGCCGAAGCCGCUGGAUCCUCGCUAACUUUCCGGGGCGGAAGAGGAGGAGGAGGAAGGGGCUUUGAGAGAAUUAGGGGGGAUGCCGAGAAGCAGUCAGUUCUCUGCACCCACCACCUAACAGCCCUUCGUGGUCCGCCCCCGGGGCGGCGAGCUAGGCGGCAGCGCUGCGCGGGCUCGGCGGAGCGGCCCAUGUCCGGCGCGGGCGAAGCCCCGGCUCCCGGGCCCCCGCGCGGGGCCGAGGCGGGCGGCGGCCGGCUGGGCGCCCCAGCCCAGGAAAACUGUGAUAAAGAAAAUACUGAGAGAAAUAAGACUCAAGCUGCCGAUAGCUGCUUUGCACACGGAAUGAUGCAAGACCAGUCCAUUUGGGGAAAUUGUUCAGACGACGAACUCAUUCGAACCCAACCUCAGCGCCUGCCUCAGCUUCAAACGUCCCUACAGGAGCCAAGUGAGGAGGAAAGCGGGAAGAUAAAGAACGGCCACACUAGUCUGAGCAAUGGAAAUGGAAUUCACCACCACGGGGCCAAAAACAUAUCUGCAGAUAAUCGAAGACUCUCAGCACCCGUUUCUCACAAAAUGCAUAGAAAAAUUCAGUCCAGCUUGUCCGUAAACAGCGAUAUCAGUAAGAAGAGUAAAGUAAAUGCUGUCUUUUCCCAAAAGACAGGCUCUUCACCCGAAGAUUGCUGUGUCCACUGUAUCCUGGCCUGCUUGUUCUGUGAAUUCCUGACCCUCUGCAAUAUUGUCCUGGGCCAAGCUUCAUGUGGCAUCUGCACCUCAGAAGCCUGCUGCUGUUGCUGUGGAGAUGAAAUGGGAGAGGACUGUAACUGCCCUUGCGACAUGGAUUGUGGCAUCAUGGAUGCCUGUUGUGAAUCAUCAGACUGUUUGGAAAUCUGUAUGGAAUGCUGUGGAAUUUGUUUUCCUUCAUAGAGAUUUAUCUUCGGUUGUGUUAAAACUGGAGAGUUUUAAGAUUUUUCUUUUAAGGGGGCGGAAAGGCACAUGGUAAGAUUCGCAUGAAGCAAGCCAGUAUUUGCACUGUUCACUCAUUAAGUAAUCUCUGAAAGCCUUCUCUAACCAAAUCUACGUGGUUUAAUAUGUGAAAUUUUAACUACUUGUAAACUUAAUAGGUUACAAUGACUGAGGGACAUUUUGACCCAAAAAAAUGCUAAAUGUCUCCUCCUUUCUAUACAUACUUCUAUUUCUUUUAACCAUUCUUAGGAGUCUGUUGCUCCAAAUGUAUUAUUUCUCUGUGGGUAUUUAAACCAGACAAUUUAUUUUUGAUGUUUAUCUAUCCAUGGUUCAAAGUAAGCAUUUCUUUCCUUUAAAGUGAACCUUGGGAAACAAACCCACACCAUAGUUGGGCACUCCGUGUUAGUCUCCAUGCUCUGUUCUCACUUUCCUCACUUGUUCAACAGAUAUUGAGCUCCUCCUGUGUCUAAUCGCCUGCUCAGAUUCAGAGACAGAUGCCAUUCAACUCCCAUCCAGAGGAGUAUACAGUUUAACAGAGCAGAGAGACCUGGAAAGAAUGAACCAUUCCUCAAGGCAUACUGAAGUGAGGAUUAUGCCAGAGAAAGACCAAAAAGUCUCUAAGAAUACACAGAGAAGAAUAGCUCUUAUCUACCGGAAUAUGCACAGGGCCUCAAGGAGAAAGUGGUAUUUGAAGAGGCCUUUUAGGAUGAAUGAUCCAUCUAUGGCUUGAGUGAACUAGAUGCAGGAACAACUUUUAGGUGGGAGCCCAAACUGUGUGUGUCCUUAAGCAGUUAAAAGAAAAAUGCCUUAAGUAUGUAUUUUCUUUACUUGCAGGAAUACAGUUUUUUUAAUAAAAAAUUAACUAAAUUAUGCACUAAUUUUUUACACAUAAUUUAAAUGUGAUGAUAAAGUUUUUGAUAAGAAAUAUGGUUUAAUAUGGUUUAUUAAAAUAGCUCUAUUUUAUACAGAACAUGGAAGGCUUUUGACAAAUUGCAUUUAAGCUGGUUAUUUUUUACAUAUUAAAAUCUCAGUAUUCUGAUUUUGAUUUAUUAAAAAAAUGUUUUAAUUUUUGGAGAGGUUUAAGCCUUUUCUAAGGGAAGAAA
Molecule: messenger RNA, 2718 nt
Organism: Hyaena hyaena (striped hyena)
Lineage: Eukaryota; Metazoa; Chordata; Mammalia; Carnivora; Hyaenidae
Gene: MDFIC
Product: MyoD family inhibitor domain containing
Exons: 6
Coding region: 122-1576 (484 amino acids)
Source: RefSeq, a predicted model, not a curated record